AACAUUGCUGCUGAAAGGACGUUCUCUGUUCCUAGCCUUGUGCAUUGUGACGCAGUAUAUUAAACAAGCCCAGCAGACGCACCACUCGUCCCAUUAUUGGACAUGAGCCGGACGGACAUUGAGUAAGGCGUCUACUUGAUGGGACUUCUCGGGUCAAAGAACAGCAAGGAGCAGGACAACCAUGAGCCCGCUCCACGCCCAUACAAAGCCCCCGUGGCCCCUAGCAAUCUGCUCGUCCUCCACAGACUCGGGUCGCAGUUCUUCGAUGCGGACGGCGACCUGGCGCACGAGUUCUACGAACAGGUGUCGUCUUCGGACGGUCGCGUCACGAUGCGACGCGUGACGCACGGCCUGAGGCAGCAGGGGAUGGUGGCCCUCGAGCACCCACGACUGCACCCUGACUGCCCCUGCAUUAUGCUGAUGAUGUGAUGAUUGUUACAAGGACGAGGCGACGUGGCUCUGCUCUCUCCCCUUGUUUUAAAUCUGUUUCCUUUUGCAUGCUAUUUAUUCGUGAUGCCACGCGAGCUGGUUCGUUGGACAUUGACGAUCUGCGAGUGAUCAGUGAAUGCGCGUCUGAACUGCUGCUGGCAGGGCGCUGGCUGGCUUUGCAGGGUUAAUUCUUAGGAAAAUGCUUCAUUUAUUCGGAUGAAUUCAAUAAGCGUUAUUGAGUGGAGUGGAAAAAAAUAUUACCCUUUUUGCGUAGAAGCCCCAAGCAACUAGAUGAAAAAAAAUUAAUACCUCUGAAGGUCCAAGUACGUAAACAAAAUUAUGUGAAUUCACCAGUUGCAUAAACCGUAAGUGUUCGAAGCCGCCAACAGAUGGCGCCACCGUCGACUUUCGAUUUUAAGGCACUUCCGCUGCGAUUUCAGACUCAAUCUAGCUACUGUGCAUUCUUCAAUUAAUUUGCUA
Messenger RNA from Cloeon dipterum, 909 nucleotides. Its product is annotated as tumor suppressor candidate 2-like. The record is from RefSeq and is a predicted model, not a curated record. The transcript is spliced from 2 exons. Gene Ontology annotation, biological process: regulation of mitochondrial membrane potential. Bases 139 to 429 code for a protein of 96 amino acids. Gene Ontology annotation, cellular component: mitochondrion. Lineage: Eukaryota; Metazoa; Arthropoda; Insecta; Ephemeroptera; Baetidae.